Messenger RNA from Acanthosepion pharaonis, 591 nucleotides. NCBI's taxonomy places the organism in Eukaryota, Metazoa, Mollusca, Cephalopoda, Sepiida, Sepiidae. The record is from the annotation of a GenBank genome assembly.
AUGUCGUCUGCUAGAUUCCGUCGAUGUUUUUUUCUGGUCUUUCGUUUUCUUUCGUUUACUCCUUUGUUUUUUCUUCGACAUGCUUUUAUUUACGUUUCCAAUUUUCUAUCUUUUUUUAAUUGCAAUUUUCCUUCUCCCCCACUUGUUACUUUGCCAUUUUCUCUUUUCUCUCUUAUUCUUUCUUUCUUUCUUUCUUUCUUUCUUUCUUUUUGCUCCCCUUUAUCCUUUUUUGUUGUUUACUUAUCUUUCUCUGCUUUCUUUCUCUGCUUUCUUUCUUUCUCUUUCUUUCUUUCUUUCUUUCUUUCUUUCUUUCUUUCUUUCUUUUUGCUCCCCUUUAUCCUUCUUUGUUGUUUACUUAUCUUUCUCUGCUUUCUUUCUCUGCUUUCUUUCUCUGCUUUCUUUCUUUCUCUUUCUUUCUUUCUUUCUUUCUUUUUGCUCCCCUUUAUCCUUCUUUGUUGUUUACUUAUCUUUCUCUGCUUUCUUUCUUCUCUCAUUCUUUCUUUUCUUAAUGCGCUUUCUCUGUUCGCCAUUUCUUUUCUAUUUAUAAAUCGAAUCUUCUUUCAUGGCAUUAGAAUUUACUUAUGUUUCUGA